GGAAUCGUAAUCACAAGAAGAAGCCCUAUCCAUUUACGAGUAUCGUAACGAAGAAGAGAAAAGAAGCCACCGGUGCCGCUGCCGUCAAAAUCACCGCCGUCAUCUCAUUUACUUAUUUGAUCUUUCACCGCCGCUGCCUGCGCCACUACAACGAAGCUCUGUGGAAGGAUUUUGAUGUGUGUGAAGAAACUAUGGCAAGCAAUUUAGGAAGAGGAACUCCUACUAAUGGUUCCGUCUAUGUUUGUAAUUUACCUGAGGGAACCGAUGAAACUAUGCUAGCUGAAUAUUUUGGAACGAUUGGCUUGCUAAAGAAAGAUAAGCGAACUGGUCGACCUAAGGUAUGGUUAUACCGAGAUAAGGUGACAAAUGAGCCAAAAGGUGAUGCUACGGUUACUUAUGAGGAUCCACAUGCUGCAUUGGCUGCUGUCGAAUGGUUUAAUGAUAAGGAUUUCCAUGGGAGCACAAUUGGUGUUUUUAUGGCAGAGAGUAAGAGUGGUAAUGCUGGUGUUUAUCUUCCAAAUGUUGCAGUAGAUGGUAGUGUGUCGGAGGACACUGCAGCUAAGGACAUGGAUGGGGGGGGUGGUAGGGUUGAUGCAUCAGGAAAGAUGUGGCAACAGGAGGGAGACUGGCUCUGUCCGAAUACAAGUUGUUCCAAUGUCAAUUUUUCAUUCCGUGGUGUGUGCAACCGAUGUGGAACUGCUCGACCUACAGGUGCCUCUGGUGGUGGUGGAGGGGCUGCUGGUCGUGGGAGGGACCAUGGUGCCCCUGACUCUGGAGGUCAUGGCCGAGCAGUAGCUGCUACUAGUGGACUUUUUGGUCCAAAUGACUGGCCCUGCCCUAUGUGUGGUAACAUCAACUGGGCUAAGCGUAUGAAAUGCAAUAUUUGCAACACUAAUAAACCUGGUCACAAUGAGGGCGGUGUAAGAGGAGGACGUGCUGGUGGUUACAAAGAACUUGAUGAAGAAGAGAUAGAGGAAACAAGGCGACGUCGACGUGAGGCAGAAGAUGAUGGUGAGAUGUAUGAUGAAUUUGGCAAUCUCAAGAAAAAGUUCCGAGCAAAAACACAACAAGCUGAAGCUGUUCAAGUGCUACCAGGUUCUGGUCGUGCUGGUUGGGAAGUUGAGGAACUAGGUGUGGCUGACAGGGAUGGAAGAGAGAGAAGCAGAGACAGAGGAAGGGAAAGGGACGAUAGAGAAGGUGGUAAGAACAGAGACCGUGAAGAUAGGGAAAGGCGCCGUAGUCGGAGCAGAGAGAGAGAUAGGGGGAAGGAUCGAAGCCGUGAUUAUGAUUAUGAUAGAGGUAGAGAUUAUGGACGGGAUAGGGACCGGGAUCGAGACCGAAGCAGCAGGUACUACUAAGAAAGGAAGAAUCUGUUUUGUUAAAGUGCUUAAUGUAGCCUCUUUGGGCUGGAAUAUGGCAGUUGAUUGGAACUCUUUGAGUCGAUGGAUAGCCAAGACUACUCUCUAGAAUUCGAUGUAUUUUUGGGUUUUGCAUGAUGGAGUUCUAUACAGCACAGUUUUGCUGGCAUAUGAGUUUAGAUUUUCAUAUUUAACAGUUCUUAACUUGAUUUUUUUCUCCUUGCAAUUGAAACCAAUGCUAUUCCUGUGCUUGCUUGCUUU
Hibiscus syriacus is the source of this 1619-nucleotide messenger RNA. RefSeq names its product transcription initiation factor TFIID subunit 15-like. The transcript is spliced from 8 exons. Gene Ontology annotation, molecular function: RNA binding. The coding region runs from base 192 to 1358 and encodes 388 amino acids. The record is from RefSeq and is a predicted model, not a curated record. NCBI's taxonomy places the organism in Eukaryota, Viridiplantae, Streptophyta, Magnoliopsida, Malvales, Malvaceae.